Molecule: messenger RNA, 1401 nt
Organism: Fusarium venenatum
Lineage: Eukaryota; Fungi; Ascomycota; Sordariomycetes; Hypocreales; Nectriaceae
Source: RefSeq, a predicted model, not a curated record
AUGUCUGCACAAACUGCCGGCGAGGAAUUGUUUCCUGCUCUGGAAUCUCUGUCAAGAAUAAUUGCACCUCAUUUCAAGACUAUCAUCUUCAUCGCCCUUGUAUUUAACCAGACACCGAUCUUCCCCGAUGUACAAAGCCUGAUUAUAUCCCAAUUGUCCAACCCACUUGUCCUCAUUGUUACACUAUACUUUGGUGCUAUCUGGUCAUUGCCAAAUGGCCAAGAGAAUAGGGAGAGCACAUGGUCUUCGCUACUGAGACCAUUUUAUGCUUUGAAGACUGUCUCUACUAGUGUUGGUACUUAUCUGAAAGUUGGCUCGUUACUUGCCCUGGCUUAUCAUCUGUCCGUAUAUUACAACGUCUCCCUCCCUCUCGAGCCAUCGGCACAAUAUCUGUUCAUCGCUAUUUCUAUUGUCACAUCCAUCUUUGCGUACCUAUUUGCCCCAAUCAGUAAGAUCUAUGGGCCUCUUCGUUUCUGCUACCUUGAACAUGCUCAAACAUACUGGCUCCUCCUCAACUGGUGGUCCCUUACAGCUGUUCUACCCUUCUUUUCGCCGUCAUUGCUUCCCAUUGUUAUUUUCGGCCUAAUUAGCGUGACUGUCGGCACAUGGGUACACAUGUACUCCUCCUAUAGAGAAAACGUCCGCACCAUCACAUGGACGGUCUCUGAGAACGCCGCUAGAGCUAAGGCAGCUUCUGAGGAAGCCCGCGACUAUGGUAUCAUGGCACGGAAGUACGAAGAACAGAUGAUCAAUGCUGCCACUGAAGCAAGACGUGAUGCGGUACAUGCUAACUCUGUUAAAAUCUCCGACUUUUAUGAUUGCGCUGCUCGAGCUUGGGCUGCGCUUGGAGAAGCUACUGCCCCGGCUGAGGACGCCAUCAUUAAAGCGCGAAGGGUUAUUGAUGCAGCUGUCGCUUGCGAAGACGCUGAGAAACCAGAUGACAAGAAGAAGGCCGAAAAUGAACGACUUACUACUUACCUACGACAAUCUGCCGAGAAUGCCCAUGAUAGAGCGAGAGAGAUGGUAGGCUUUCUCCGAGCGGCACAAGCUUCAGUUCGAGGAUCAGAAAAUGCCGCGCGACAAGAUGCAGCAGCGCGACAUAGCGCCGAGUACACCGCCGAGAUGGCCUCCAAUAUAUCAAAGUCCCUUAGUGAUACCGUCGCUGGGAUCCAGGAUGCUGAACGCCGAGCCUCUUGGGCUGGUAGUGCCGCUUCCCGAAGAGCUGAAGAAGCGGUCUCUAUGGCUACCAAUGGAGAGAUUGAAGAGGCAAAGAAGGCUGUUGCUGCUUCCGAAGCUGCUUACCAAGUGGCUGAGGAGUCGGCCAAGGUGGUUCGCGAGGGGUUGGAUGUUGCGCAGAGAGUUUUGCAGGAGUGGCUUCAGAGUAGCAGGAAGGGUCUAUAG